Molecule: messenger RNA, 1221 nt
Organism: Grus americana (Whooping crane)
Lineage: Eukaryota; Metazoa; Chordata; Aves; Gruiformes; Gruidae
Gene: ECHDC2
Product: enoyl-CoA hydratase domain containing 2
Exons: 10
Coding region: 151-1029 (292 amino acids)
Biological process (GO): fatty acid beta-oxidation
Cellular component (GO): mitochondrion
Molecular function (GO): enoyl-CoA hydratase activity
Source: RefSeq, a predicted model, not a curated record
GGGCGUGGCGAGCGCCCGACAGGCGGAGAACGGCCACCGCCUCCCCUCCCGCCCCUCUUUCUUAAAGGCGCAGCGCCCCUCUGUCUGGUCCCGGAGGCCCGGCCCCUCGCUGCCCGUGCCCGGCAGCAGCGGAGCCCGGGAAGCGGCGUCAUGAUGCAGCUGGGGCGGGCGGGGUGCGACCUGUUGCGCUGGGGCCGCAGGGGGGUCCUCGCGGCCGUCCCGCGGCGGGGCGCGGAGGUGCUGGUGGGCGCGGCCGGCGGGGAGAGCAGCGGUAUUGCUGAAAUCCUAAUGAACCGACCCCACGCGAGAAAUUCAUUGGGAAAAGUAUUUGUAAAUGAACUGUUCAGUGCUCUGGAACAACUCCGCUUUGAUGAGAAUGUUCGGGUGGUGGUGUUCAAGAGUGAGGUGAAAGGUGUAUUUUGUGCUGGUGCAGACUUAAAGGAACGUGCAAAGAUGGAUGAUGCAGAAGUUGGACACUUUGUUAAAAGGCUGAGAAAUCUCAUGGAUGAAAUAGCUGCCCUGCCUGUACCCACAAUUGCUGCAAUAGAUGGCUACGCACUGGGUGGUGGACUAGAACUGGCGUUAGCUUGUGACCUUCGAGUAGCAGCUUCAUCAGCUAAAAUGGGCCUUAUUGAGACCACAAGAGGGCUUCUUCCUGGAGCAGGUGGAACCCAGCGCCUGCCCAGAUGUGUUGGAAUAGGUCUUGCAAAGGAACUCAUUUUCACGGGUAGGCAGAUUGAUGGACAACAAGCCUUCUCAAUGGGAUUAGUAAAUCACACAGUGCCACAAAACAAUGAGGGAGAUGCAGCUUACCAGAGAGCAUUAACUUUGGCUAAAGAAAUCCUUCCUCAGGCUCCAUUUGCUGUGAAAAUGGGAAAACUGGCAAUAAACAGAGGAAUGGAGGUUGACAUUGCGUCAGGGAUGGCUAUUGAGGGGAUGUGCUAUGCCCAGAAUAUUCCCACAAGAGACCGUCAGGAAGGGAUGGCUGCCUUCAAGGAGAAACGACCACCUCAGUUUAUCGGCAAAUAAUGCUUCCUACCUUCCCCUUGAUUUUUUCUGAAGGUAAAGGAGGACUGAAGAGGACCCACUGAUUUCUUGGGAUUGUUUUUAUGACUCCACUCUGUGUACUUAUGUCCUUGCCUUGAACUGCAUUUCUGAAUACUCCACUGGAUCAUUUUGCUGUAAGAAUUCCCAAAUAAAGAUUUAACUUUGUAUAGGUCA